This is a messenger RNA of Solea solea (common sole), 5371 nucleotides long. It is a transcript of the gene syngr3a, whose product is annotated as synaptogyrin 3a. The record is from RefSeq and is a predicted model, not a curated record. The transcript has 4 exons. The coding region runs from base 168 to 860 and encodes 230 amino acids. Gene Ontology annotation, cellular component: synaptic vesicle membrane; neuromuscular junction. NCBI's taxonomy places the organism in Eukaryota, Metazoa, Chordata, Actinopteri, Pleuronectiformes, Soleidae.
UCGCCGCUGUGGCCGCGCGCCUCUGGGUGCGCGCAGGACCCGUCCCUACAGCAGCGGAGCAGCAGCGCAUCCAUCCUGCCUGGAGCCGGGAGCGUGGAGCCGCGAGGAGCGCACACACACACACACGGAGACACGGAGAGAGAGAGAGAGCGAGAGAGAGAGAGAAGAUGGACGGAGUGGGAUCGUUCGGAGCGGGCCGGACUGGGUCCACCAUUGACCCGAUCACCUUCGCCAAACAGCCGCAGACCAUCCUCAGAGUGCUGUCCUGGAUAUUUUCCCUGGUGGUCUUCGCCUCCAUCGUGAACGAGGGCUACGUCAACAUGGGCAGCGAGCGUCUCCACUGUGUCUUCAACAAGAACGGGGACGCCUGUAACUACGGCGUGUUUGUCGGCCUCGUGGGCCUGCUCGCCUGCUCCUUCUUCUUCCUCGUCGACUACAAGUUCUCGUCCAUCAGCUCUGUCAAAGACAGGAAGAAGGCCGUGAUGCUGGAGAUCGGAUUCUCUGGUGUAUGGGCCUUCCUGUACUUUGUAAGUUUCUGUUUCCUGGCCAAUCAGUGGUCUCGGACCUCGGCCGAGGAGCUGCCACUCAACCAGGGCGCAGAUGCAGCUCGGGCAGCCAUCGCCUUCUCCUUCUUCUCCAUUCUCACCUGGGCUGGUCUAACAGUGCGUGCGGUCCAGAAGUAUCUGCUUGGCACAGACAUGACCCUCUUCACCACGGAGCACAUGGACGGCGGCGCACCCACCCAGCCAUACCCCUCCAAUUCACCAGGAGGCGGCAACACUGAGACCACAGAGACCUACCAGAGUCCGCCAUUCACUGAGAACAACGCAGCACCCACGUACCAGGUUCCCAUUUACUAAAGAUAGACCUGAUGGUAGAAGAGGAAGAUGCGGAAAGUUUUAAGAAAUAUUGCUUUCCGUGAUGUAACGUGUGCAGUUGUUAAUAUGUUGAUCUGAGCAACUGUUAAAAAAAUGGCCCCUCCUUCUUUGUUUCCUCCUCUUGUUUCCGUUCCCUCCUGAACAUUCCAGCUUUUGUCAGUACUUUUCUAGACCUGUAACGAUGUUUGACUUAAUUUUCCUACCUAAAAGCAAAAAGCGGUGUCCUCUGAUCAGAACAGAAACAGAACACGAGAGGAGGGGACACAGAAGCCGAGGCGACUUUGCAGCAUUCAAAAACUAUUUUGCCAGAAACCUAGAUAAAGGAAUUAACAUUUGAGUGAGUCCACCACAAACACACGGCAGAGGGUACUCACAUGCGGCGCGCAUUCAUCUCGCUCUCGUCAUUCAUUCAAACAGUCACAGGGAGCGUUUUGUUUGCUACAGUACAUUCGGGGUUGUUCCUCCAUCUUUCAUGACGUGUAUGGAAUCUGCAUGUUUUCCGCAAAUAGAGAUCAACAAAGUGCCAUACUGUACUGUGUGUGUCUCAGACAGUGACUUAAUUUAGUAGAUUCUCACAUGCUGUAAAAAAGAAAAAAAAUGAUGACAAUGUUUUGUGACUGAGUGCAAUAUCUCACAUUCUUAUGUAGGUAGGUUAUGUGCUGUAGGAUACAGUAGGAAGUUACCUAGAUCAGUCUUAUAAAGCGCUGUCUCAAAUUACUUACUCGUCUUUGAAUAGUACUCACUAACGUCUGGCAAAUGUGACACACUGGAAAUGUCUAUCUAAAUUGUUGAGCUUCCCCAGGAGGGGGUUGCAAGACGUGGCCGUGAUGUGGUGUGUAACGAGGAGAGGUGUUCAUCCAUAAAGCUCCCCAAUUUAUAUAUCUAUAUUUAUUAGUAUAAAUGCUGUUGUAUCAUCCUUUCAAUACAUUUUAGUCUUCCUUAAUAUUUUUGAAAUCUCCUGUUUCAUGGUCUCCAAAAAAAAAAAAACCCAAAAAACAGUCACAAUGCAAACAAUUAUUUUAAGCGCUUUGACACAAUCGCUUCACGUUGUGCUGCUGGUGCUUCGACUCUUAGGGACCGGUAGCAUUUCUUCUGCACGUGCCAAUUUUAGAAAAAAGACUUAAAAUAUGAAUUCAAGAAAGAUCUAAAGACAAGUAAAUGUGCAAUGACCAAAAAGAGACUAGACGGACCACCGAGAGAGUGCAAACCUCCGACAAGGCUCGGUUUCUCAAAAUCCUGCAUUCGAAUCAAUCUGAACACCAGAAUUAAAUAUUAUUAUCUUUUUCUCGGGCCAUAACCUACAUCCCAAGAAAUCUGUCCUUUACUUUAUGAGAUAUACUGCUCACAGACACACAGUUUGUAUGUAUUAAUUAAGUUCAGGGUUCAGGAUUUAGCAGUUUGUGCAUUUCAUUCUCUCCUAAAUAUCUGACCUGAGCUGGUGGUUGAGUGGGUACUUUGUUUAAAAACUGAGGUGUUAACUUUCUUUCAGGAUUUUGGGUUUGGGAAAGGGUGCAAUGUUGGGUUGAUUUCCCAAUUCUUUCAGGUUUUAAAGUGUAUGUUAAAUCUGUGCAGUCAAAGGGCUACACAAACAGACACGGACGGACGGACGGACGCAGCCAAAAACAUAACCUUCUUGGGGGGAGGCAAUGACGACAAAGAGACUUUAAGUGAACAUGACUUACAGUGUGGGGUCUUGCUCCUGCGCAGGAGGGGGUUGGAGGGGUCGGCUUUUACUCCUCUGCGCCCAUGGGCUCACUGUCUCAUAAUCCAUGCAUGGUGCCAAUGUAUGUAGUGUGUUCUUUGAGACAGUGCCGUAUGUUGACAGUCGUGUUUUAAAAAUGGAAUGAGUUUCUGGGUGAAGCCAGGUCCGUUUACGUUUACGUUUUAGAAGCUGCCAAACUGCCCUUUGUUCUUAUUGCUGUCUUUCAAAAUACCACGUUACUACUAUGUUAGUUAAUGUCAAUGGGGUUUUAUGUGAUCACAAAGCAGGGAGGGGGCGGGGGGGAAGGGGGAGUGGAUGGAUGAUUUGGUUUCAGUCUCAGGCAAAAAAACAAACAAAAAAAAACAAACGAAGUGUGGGAUCAUCCUGUAAAUCUGCCAUUGAAGAGAUGGGUCAGAAAGAAUUUGUUGCCAUGGUGACAGGGAUAGGAGUUGGGUGGAUGCGGGGCGCUCAUGAUGUAGAUAGUAACCAUGCCAACUAUGUCAGUGUGUAGCAGUGUCUCUGUGUCGUGGUUCACAUACACUCACCAUCAGUGAAUAUGUAGUUUUGGUGUGUGGGAUGUGUGUGUGCCAAUGAGUGUGUGUGUGCGCGUGUUUCAGCAUGCACGAGCGACGUGUACAUCUGCGUGUUUGUUUGUGCGUGAACACGUGUGACUGUGUGCCGUCAAUUCAGUUCAGUGGAGCAUAAAAGUUAUUUUCUUGAACGUGAGUUUUAGUGCAGAGGAGGAAAUCGUACGUGCGUCUGUUUUAACGUUGAAUAAUUUCCACCAACUAUCAACUCUUUCUGCAAAAUAUAUAUAUUAGUGUCACUAUCAGCAUUUUAUUAAAUUUAAAGAUACUUUUUUUUUUAUCUUUGAUGAACAGAGCCAAAUACAAGACUUUUAUGUUGGAGUGAUUUAGUUGUAGAAUGCUUUGCCCGUUUUAUCUAAAUCCAAGUUAACAGCGUGCUCUGCUGACCAGAGAUGGUUCUACAAGACUGAGACAGCCAAAGCUCUCCGUUUUCAAAAGUAAUUAUGAAAUUAAUGCAUGGAAUUGUUUGUAUAGAAAUCAUUAUAUAUAUAUAUAUCGAAUACUAUGUAACGCUUAAGUUGAGUCCAAAAUGUGUCACAGAGUGAGACUGGCCAGCUGACAGGAUUCCUUCACGUGUUAUAUUAAUCACACUCCAUGUGCCCAAAACUACUUUGUUUCCUGAGUGACGUCAUCUCAACCUCAUUGUCAUUAUAUUGAUUGCGGGAGUGUGUACGUUUUUCUUUAAAAAAAAAUAAAAUAAAAAUACAUAAAAAAACUGCCCUUAGAGAACCUGACAGGAGCCAAACUCCAUCAAAAUGAGACGGCAGAAUCCAGGGCCUGGAGCUGCAGGAGCAUUAAUGGGAGGAAAAUCAGCUGUGGUCGAGUCUUAAAUGGUGUAAAACCUCAGCACGUUGGUGACUUUACUUUACCUCUAAUGAAAGCUAUUAGUCACACAAAACAGGAGACUCUGUUAUUAUAAUUUAUCACCAGGGAAUUCUGGCACAGGAUUCUCAAUAGGGCAGGAGGAGUUUGUUCAUCGGACCAGAGUGGCUAGUUUUUAACUGAGGUGUUAAUUUCUGGAAGGAAAGAGUACAAUGUUGGGUCCUGGACUAGUAGCAGUCAGUUUGUUUUCCUAAUACUUUCAGGUGCUUUUCAAGUGUAUGGACGGGUUAGUGUUAAAUCUGUGCAAACGUCUAUACUUGUGCUUUAUUUUCAUGUUUUUCUUCUUAUCAUAUGUUUUUAGAUUUAUUCUCUUUAUUUGUCUGGCAUUGAUUCAUCAUUCACUGCUCAAAAGCUGUUCCCUGAAUUUCACAUUUGUGAGUUGAGUUGAAUUGCCCAAAUUGACAAAUAGGUUUGGCUUUAAAAUAUUUACACGCUCAAAAAUGCAAAACGUAAGAUUUACCAUACAAUUAAAUUAGGUUAUGGUGAAGACUUUGAUGAAAUCUAUAUAAUAUAUUUUCACUCCCACAUUUCCUCUAUUUAAUUAUUUGUAAUUAAAUAGUUACAGAGUCUUUGUGAGUUUCCCAUAGAAAGGAAUCCAUUUAAAGUAUUAUGUAUGUACAACAUACUGAAAGAGUCCUUUAAAUGUUGGGCUUCUAAGUUGGGUAGUUUGGGGUACUGUCAGGUCAGGGUGUAUUAUUGUUCUCAGUGCUUCAGUCUCUUCAGUCAGUGUGUUAGAUUUAAAAAAAAAUUUUUUUUAAAAAAAUACUACAAACAUUCUGUGUUUUGUGCUCUGGACCAUGUGGUAUUGGUUGAUUGUAAAAUACAGUGUUACUGAAGUAAAUGGAACCUGUGUGUGAUGAUGUCCAGGGUCUGCUUUGCCCUGUAUUAAUGAAAAAAUAAAUAAAGUAUGAUAAUAAAAUUAAUUUAGUAAUCUAGAAUGCAAUCUCUGUUGGAAAUACUUUGAACACUCUUGAAGGGGCCUCAGCACCAAAAUUAACAUUUGAUUUCUGUUAAGACUGAGAAAGGGUUACGAUAAUAGUAAUGCUUUCUAGUUUAACACUUGUCAUGAAUGUUAGAAUAUCUUAUCCCAUAUAACUGAUGAUGAAAACUUAACCGCCCAUCAACAAGGUAACAAGUAUACACUGACUUUGGAGUGUGCUACCCCUCGUACAUGUUUCUUCUGAGUUGUUUCUUCUUGUUCUGAAGGUGUUUGAUCUCUUCAGUGUAAAAAUGCUGUGUACAGAGAUGUGUGUCACUGUCUAUUACCUGAAUGUCUCUGGACUGCAGUCUGAAACGUCACUCAAAAUAAAAAUCAAAACAUG